CCCUGGGAGGCCCGUGAAAAGGCACUUCGGGGCGCUCUGGAGUAAGGACCCCGGCUGUGGCAGCGGCGGUGGGCUCUGCCAGCCCCGGACCUCCUGUUCCCGACGGCUGCCCGGCAGGAGACGUCAACUCCCAGUCUCACAACUGUCCUACAGGGAUCACAAAGGUCACAAGAGUGAAAUUAGAUGUGGAAUAACUGUAAGAAUCAAUCCUGACCCCAGAAAAGGGACAAAGAACUUCCCUCCUUUCGAUAGAGAGGUCCAUAGCCACCACGAUGAGGAUAGCCAUCAUUGGUCAGAGCCUCUUUGGCCAGGAAGUCUACUCCCGACUCCGGAAGGAAGGCCAUCAGGUGGUGGGAGUAUUCACUAUUCCUGAUAAAGAUGGGAAAGCAGAUCCACUGGCCCUGGAGGCAGAGAAGGACCAUGUGCCCGUGUUUAAGUUUCCCCGAUGGAGGGCGAAAGGGAAGGCCCUGCCCGAGGUGGUUGAGCAAUACAAGUCUCUGGGAGCCCAGCUGAAUGUCCUGCCCUACUGCAGUCAGUUCAUCCCCAUGGAGAUCAUCAAUGCACCUGAACAUGGCUCUAUCAUCUACCACCCAUCGCUCUUGCCCCGGCAUCGGGGAGCUUCUGCCAUCAAUUGGACCCUGAUCCAUGGGGAUCAGAAAGGAGGCUUUACUGUCUUCUGGGCAGAUGACGGCUUGGACACAGGAGACAUCCUGCUCCAGAAGGAGUGUGAAGUUCUGCCUGAUGACACCGUGACCUCACUCUACAAUCGGUUCCUCUUCCCUGAAGGGGUCAAUGGAAUGGUGGAGGCAGUAAGACUAAUCACUGAGGGGAAGGCCCCCAAAAUACCUCAAACUGAAGAGGGUGCAACUUAUGAAGGAAUACAGAAGAAGGAAAAUGCCAAGAUCAACUGGGACCAGCCAGCAGAAGCCAUCCACAACUGGAUUCGAGGAAAUGAUAAGGUUCCUGGAGCCUGGACAGAGGCUAAUGGGCAGAUGCUGACGUUUUUUGGAUCAACCCUUAAUGACAAUGGUCUUGUGCCAGAGGGCGACACACUGGACAUCCCAGGAGCGAGUCGGCCAGGCAUCGUUGCCAAAAUGGGACUUGUCCUCUUUGGAAAUGAUGGCAAAAUGCUGGUGGUGAAAAACAUCCAGCUAGAAGAUGGCAAAAUGAUCCCAGCAUCUCACUUCUUCAGAUCAGCAGAUAGUACCACCCUGGAGCUGACUGAAGAGGAGCUGCUCACUGCAGAGGCCAUUCGGGAUGCUUGGCAGAGGAUUUUGCCCAAUGUUCCCGAGGUUGAAAGCUCCACUGAUUUCUUCAAAUCAGGAGCAGCAUCUGUGGAUGUUGUGAGGCUUGUAGAAGAAGUGAAAUUGCAGUGCAAUGGCCUGGAAUUAGAAAAUGAAGAUGUGUACAUGGCAACUACCUUUGGGGACUUCAUCCAGAUGCUGAUUAGGAAACUGAGAGGGGAAGAUGGAGAGGAAGAACAAGUCAUAGACUAUGUGGAGAAGUCCAUCAACAACCUGACUAUUCGAAUGCCUCACCAGCUCUUCAUCAACGGGAAGUUUGUGGAUGCUGAAGGAGCUAAGACCUACGAAACCAUCAACCCAACAGAUGGGACUGCCAUCUGCAAAGUGUCACUCGCACAGCUCUCCGAUGUUGACCAGGCCGUGGCUGCAGCAAAAGAUGCCUUUGAGAAUGGACUGUGGGGGAAGAUAAAUGCCAGAGACAGGGGCCAACUUCUCUACAAGUUAGCUGAUCUCAUGGAGGAACAUCAGGAAGAGCUGGCUACCAUUGAAUCUGUUGACUCAGGCGCAGUAUACACACUGGCCUUGAAGACACAUGUGGGCAUGUCCAUCCAAACCUUCCGCUAUUUUGCAGGCUGGUGUGACAAAAUUCAGGGUACCACCAUUCCUAUUAACCAAGCAAGGCCUAACCGCAACCUGACCUUCACCAAGAAAGAGCCAGUUGGGGUCUGUGGCAUCGUCAUUCCCUGGAAUUAUCCCCUAAUGAUGCUCUCCUGGAAGACCGCUGCCUGCCUGGCUGCUGGGAACACAGUGGUCAUCAAGCCAGCCCAGGUGACACCACUGACUGCCUUGAAAUUUGCAGAGCUGACGGUGAAAGCCGGCAUUCCCAAAGGUGUGGUGAACGUGCUACCAGGAUCAGGUUCCUUGGUUGGGCAGAGGUUAUCAGAUCAUCCAGAUGUGAGGAAAAUUGGAUUCACAGGCUCCACGGAGAUUGGAAAACACAUCAUGAAGAGCUGUGCUGUAAGUAAUGUAAAAAAGGUUUCUCUGGAGCUGGGAGGAAAAUCUCCCCUCAUCAUCUUUGCAGACUGUGAUCUGAGCAAGGCUGUCCAAAUGGGGAUGAGCUCCGUUUUCUUCAAUAAAGGGGAAAACUGCAUCGCGGCAGGCCGUCUCUUCCUGGAGGACUCGAUUCAUGACCAGUUCGUACAGAAAGUGGUAGGAGAAGUCCAAAAGAUGAAGAUCGGUGAUCCCUUGGACCGGGCCACUAAUCAUGGACCUCAGAAUCACCAGGCCCAUUUGAAAAAGCUGAUUGAAUACUGCGAGAAAGGUGUGAAAGAAGGAGCCACCCUGGUCUAUGGAGGAAAACAGGUUCCCCGGCCAGGGUUUUUCUUUGAACCAACCAUAUUUACCAAUGUGGAAGAUCACAUGUUUGUGGCCCAGGAAGAGUCUUUUGGGCCCAUCAUGAUCAUCUCCAGGUUCCCUGAUGGGGAUGUUGAUGGCGUGCUACAGCGAGCCAAUGCCACAGAAUUUGGACUGGCCUCGGGGGUCUUCACCCAGAAUAUUAACAAAGCCUUGUAUGUCAGUGAUAAGCUUCAGGCAGGCACCGUGUUCAUCAAUACCUACAACAAGACAGAUGUGGCAGCCCCAUUCGGAGGGUUCAAGCAGUCCGGAUUUGGCAAGGACUUAGGUGAGGCGGCCCUCAAUGAAUACCUGAAGAUCAAGACAGUCACUUUUGAAUACUGAAAAAGAAGCUCUCAGUGAGGAAAAAGAGCCAGCCCCAGCGUUGAGUGAACCCGCUGCCUUCCCCUGCUCUCCCAUCCUUCCUAAUAUGAGUCCCCUGGAGGGGAAGACAAAGAAGGGCUUUCAGUCACCUGCACAAUGUGACAUCCGCCCUACCUUGGGCUCCCUACCUUGGGUCCUCCCUACCUUGGGUCUUCCCUUUCCACUGGAGAAACACAACCCACCUUUCAUGCAGAAUUCUGCCCAAAUUCAGGGAAUAGAGGGUUAAAAAGAAACUAGCCUCUCCCUUCCUACCACUUCUGGGUGCCUCCCGUGAUAAAACAGCAUCCUGCCUUCAAAGAGAUCAACCAGCUAACACUACCCACCACUAAUGACCACUUGAAUGGGAAGGUCAAACACAUAUUGAAUGUGUUCUUUGCAUUGGUACACAUAUGGAGACCGAUGGCGCCACAAAAGCAAUUAUCAAAUUUUUGUGCUGAAAUUGAAAGGGUUAGAGCUGGAAGAGCCCUUUAAAUAUAGAAUAUGGGAGAUAGAAGAGCCCUUAGAACAUAGAAAAUGAGAGCUGGAAGAAACUCUGGAAUAUAGAAUGCCAGAACUGGAAGAGGGACUAUCUUUCUAAAUGAUAUAGUUUCCAUAUUUAGCAACCCCAUUUCUCCUCCUCUUCUUCUGUAUUUUUUCCAACCAUAUAAUGAGCAGUGGUUUAUUUUCAGCACAUACAAUGUCAGAGCUGGAAAGGACCUUAGAACACAGAAUGCAAGAUGACCUCUGUGUUAGAGACCUUAGAAAUUACCUAGUCCAACCUUCUCUUUCUGUAGAUGAGGUGAUCGAGAAAGUGAAGGGUCGGUCACACAGUGGUAGGUAUUCCAAUUGGAAUUCGAACCCAGAUCUUCUGAUCCCAUAAUACCUUUUCCUACCAUGUCAUGCUGCCUCCCUAGAAAUCCUUGCAAAUAUCAACUAACCAAGAAAUCAUUAUUGGAUAUCUACUAUGUACCCAACCACCAUUAGAAGCACUGAAGGGAAUACAGGAGAGGAAGACAUGACCUCUGCCCUUAGGGAGCUUAUAAUCAAGAUGGAAAGACACUAUUAACACUUGAGAAACAACUAGAGGGCAUAAGACAGUACAUAACCAAAUAGUAAGUUAUGUGGGUCAAAACUUCAGUGUUCUUCAAAACCAAGAGAAGAAAAGAGGAGGGUAAACUGAAGGAAUCAGUGAAGGCUUCGUGGAAAGGCAGAUCUUGUAAAAACCCUCCAUCAUUCAACACAGGAGAAUGGCUACCUGAAAUGAAAAUGCAGUACUUCGGUGUCAUUACCGUAUCUAUGUGACCUUUCCAAGUCCAGAAGGCUAGGGACCCCAUCUUUCCAGAUUGGAGAAUUUCUCUCUCUCUCUCUCUCUCUCUCUCUCUCUCUCUCUCUCUCUCUCCCUCCCUCCCUCCCCCCCUCCCUCUCUUCUUCCCUCCCUCCCUCUCGACUGUUCAUAUUUUGCACAUUGGUCUCAUAUAUAUAGAACGUCCAAGACAUCUCCUUCUCUAGUCCCUUUCAUCUGCUUCUUUGAGUGUGUCAGAUUCUAGUUACAAACCUUCAUGGCUCUUGCGCAUUUUUUAAAUUUUCUCUAAUCAUGCCCACUGCUCUCAGCCCCUCUCAUCAUAUCCUAAAACAAUCCUCUUCCUUGUAUGGGGGGCUAUGUUCCUGGGCUGGCCAAGAUGAGGUUCUGGAAGGCCUUUCCUGACUCCUCCAAGGCACUCUUACUUUUUCCAUUUAAUUUAACUUACAUUCAACUCAACAAGCAUUUAUUUAAAAGUUCUUAUGUGCUUUGGACCCAAAGACAAAAAAAAAUAAUCCCUAUCCUCAAGGAGCUUAUGUUCUACUUUCAGCCAAUGUAUAUAUUACUUCCAUAUGUCAAGGAGCCAUGUUUUGACUAAUGCAGGUACUCACAACUUCUCUAUGCCUUACCAGGUGGCCUUUGUGAAUUGCUUUAGUUGAAAAAAAAUUGUCACCCAGCAACCAACCUUAUGAAUGUCUCCAAAUUGAACUAUACUGACUGUACAUAAUUCACCACUGGGUCCAAACUCAAAGCCUUUGGAGGUUAGUAGGAAGCAUUUUUUCCCAUCCUAAAGUUCAACCCAAAAAACUCUUGAGCAAAUUUAUAUCCUAAACAUCCAGUCAAAUAGAUAAAACAGUAAUAGAUUCUAAAUCCUCCAGUAUCAUCGGACAUUUGCAUAAUUGAAUGAAACAAAUCAAGACAGGCUAGAAUUAAGCCAACAAUCAGUGAUCUAUAAUUCUAGAUGAACUCAUAGGAAGAAAAAAAGAGGUGUGAUUGGGAAUACCCUACUUGAUAUUUCCGAUAAGAGGUGAUUAGAGUUGAAAGGGAUGCUGGAUAUCAUCUAAUCCAACCCCUUUCAUUUUACAGAAGGGGAAACCGGGCAGUGAGGGUGGAGUUGAAAGAGGAAGGAUUGGGAAUCAGAGGACCUAGUUCUUGGUUCUUCCAAUGACCACUCGUGCUAGCUUGGGCAAGUCACUUAAAUUCUAUGGGUCUCAAUUUUAUCAUCUCUAAAAUGAUGGGGUUGGAUUAGCUGCCCUCUAACUUCCAACUUUAAACCUAUUACCCUAUGACCCAAAGAGACUCAAGGAAUGGGAGAAAUUAAAAAGACUUUAAUGGAUUAUAAUCCAACUUUCCCAUUUUUCAGAAAGAAAAGUAAGAUGCAUUGAAGUUAGUUGCUAAAGCCUAAGGUAACUCAGCUGAUAAGUGACAAAGCAGGGAUUUAAACCAUGUUUCUUUAUAUUCUCAAACAUUAUUCUUUUAGCGUGCAUGUAUGCGCAUACACACUUAACAGGUAGGAACACAGUGAAAAAUACAGACUUCAUCACAGAUUUUAACAUUUCUCUCAACUUGUAGAGUUAAAAAUAAACCACCCUUGUCAAAAAUGAAAACAAAUGUUCUAAAAUCAGGGGAGGAAAAUAAUGUAACUAGAAUGGCAAAAGAAACUAGCUAGUCAAUAUUAUCAAAACAAAAACUAGGUCUUGGGAAAAAUGAACAAAACAAUCCUUUAGCCAAAUUAACCUUGACAAAUACACAAUCUCAGAAAAUGGUAAAGCUAGAAGAACCCA
This is a messenger RNA of Trichosurus vulpecula (common brushtail), 6083 nucleotides long. RefSeq names its product aldehyde dehydrogenase 1 family member L1 (gene ALDH1L1). Gene Ontology annotation, cellular component: cytoplasm. Gene Ontology annotation, molecular function: aldehyde dehydrogenase (NAD+) activity; formyltetrahydrofolate dehydrogenase activity. Lineage: Eukaryota; Metazoa; Chordata; Mammalia; Diprotodontia; Phalangeridae. The coding region runs from base 273 to 2981 and encodes 902 amino acids. Gene Ontology annotation, biological process: one-carbon metabolic process; biosynthetic process; 10-formyltetrahydrofolate catabolic process. The transcript is spliced from 24 exons. The record is from RefSeq and is a predicted model, not a curated record.